Plenodomus lingam JN3 is the source of this 3522-nucleotide messenger RNA. The record is from RefSeq and is a predicted model, not a curated record. Lineage: Eukaryota; Fungi; Ascomycota; Dothideomycetes; Pleosporales; Leptosphaeriaceae.
AUGAAUGAUGAAUGUCCAUCUCAGCCUUGUCGCAGUCUUGCGCCCUCUCCCGAGCGCGCAUCUGGGCGCGGCUUUUCGUUGAACGCGCUGAGCGAGGCCGCAUCCUGUGUCUUCUCGCAUCCGUGUGUGCGACUGUCCCGUGAAGAUAGCCAAUACCCGUCCAUCUUUUCCCUGCAUGGAUGGACGUCUCGGGGCGUCUACAGUAUCGAUAUGAAAUUCGCCAAAGAACUAGAACGCGAUCUCGUGCCCGAGUGGCGGCUCAAGUAUCUAGACUACAAGGUGCGCCGGUUGCUCUCUAGCCCUUCAGUAACGGGCAAGAAGAAAGUCAAAGCGAUCGGCCGGGCGCUGCGCAAUGUAGACUCGACACCGCGCCUUCGCCGCCGCGGCACCAACAUCCUGCCUUCCCCCUUCGACAUCGCUCCCAAAUACUCCUAUCUGAACCGCGACCACGCUAGACAGGGAGAGACGGGCAGCACGAGGAACCCCGAGGAUCUGAGGACGCUCGCCAUCACCAACAGUCGCAACAGUCAACAAGAACAACAACAACAGCAGCAGCAGCAGCCCAGUGACAGCCAACCCGGGCGCUCACCCGAAGAGCAGCCGCUGGCGCAUAGACAGGCCACCAGCUAUGGCAGUUUCUUUGCGAGCCCGCGCAACCGUGAUCGGGCGGCUUCGGAUGGAAAUAGCAAAGCACCACCAUCGUUGAAGCUCCCUGGUGCAGCCCUUGAUCCCGAGAAUGUCUCUCCACGCGUCGGACCAGCUCCCGCCUCUCCAACCAAGCAUACAACAGUUGCAUUGCCCCCCGCAGACACAGAGACGGAUAAUGCCUUUGAGGUGGGCAGGACAAAGUCUCCUAAUAAGAAGAAGCAUAUCUCUCUGCCUGACAGAUACAAGACUGUGUUCUCUCCGAAGCGCGUCAAUUCGUUGCCAGGACCCAUUACUCAGACCAGGUCACGACCUGCACGCCGACGCUUGUUCUCCAUGAGUAACAAAUCACCUCCUCGGAGCCCGGGCGAUGUUCCUCUGGAAGCGUAUCGCGAUCUCGAUUUUCGACAGGCCGAGUUCUUCAAUUUUCUCGACGCCGAGUUGGACAAGAUAGAAACUUUUUACAAGCAAAAGGAAGAUGAAGCUACACAACGUCUCUUCAUACUGAGAGACCAGCUUCACAUUAUGCGAGAUCGGCGUAUCGACGAGGUCAUCCAACGUCAGACUGCCAAGAUCAAACAGAAGAGCGGCAAGAAACAGGAGGGCCAUCAAUUGCUGAAGGAUGGACAAGCCAGCUCGGCCGACGAAACAGCUCAGAACCCCAAAGCAGACAAUGGUACAAUGAAAGAAUCGUGGUUAAACCCGAUUGAUGCUGCACUGGAUGCCAUCAACGCCGGCAAGUAUGGUAAAAGCACAAAGAACAUCACACAGCUUGCAACACCUGCCGCAUUGCAACCCAAAGAUCAUCUCGAUGAUCGACGUGAUUUUUCUCGUCGCCCAGAACUACCUGAUGUGCCUUACCGAACCGCAAAACGAAAGCUCAAAGUCGCUCUCCAAGAGUAUUAUCGUGGGCUGGAGCUACUCAAAUCGUACGCCUUGUUAAACCGGACGGCUUUUCGCAAGAUUAACAAAAAGUACGACAAGACUGUCAACGCCCGUCCUUCGUCGCGUUACAUGAAUGAGAAGGUCAAUAAGGCGUGGUUCGUCAACAGCGAGAUCAUAGAAGGGCAUAUUCGAGUGGCCGAGGACCUCUAUGCGAGGUACUUCGAGCGUGGAAACCACAAAGUCGCCAUUGGAAAGCUGCGCAUCAAGGUCGCGCGUGCAGGAGACUAUACAGACAAUACGUUUCAUAACGGCAUCUUGCUGACUGCCGGUCUUAUCCUUGGAGUUCAGGGCCUCAUUCAAGCGACCAGUAUUACAGAUCUGGACCAUCCAGAGAGCAGCACAUUGGCAAUGAAUACUAGCUAUCUAUUGCAGAUCUAUGCCGGAUACUUUCUCAUCAACUUCCUUCUCCUUCUCUUCUGCUUGGCGUGCCGCAUUUGGCACGAUAACAAGAUCAAUUACGUCUUUAUCUUCGAAUACGAUACUCGUCAUUAUCUUGACUGGAGACAGCUUGCUGAGUUACCUUGCUGGUGCUUCUUCUUGUUGGGCCUUUUCAUGCAAAUUAACUUUAAUCGGGUCGGAGGAGAGCGGAUGUACCUGUACUAUCCCGUGAUUUUGAUUGGAAUUGCUGUCUCCAUUUUGUGUAAUCCGAUGAAGAUCUAUUACUUUCGAACACGCAUGUGGCUUCUGUAUUCUCUGUGGCGAUUAGUACUCGCUGGUAUUUAUCCGGUUGAAUGGCGAGAUUUUUACCUUGGCGACAUGUUUUGUUCCUUGACAUACAGCAUGGGCAACAUUGCGCUAUUCUUCUGCCUCUACGCCCAGGGAUGGACUGAUCCGCCUCAGUGCAACUCCUCGCACCUACGGGUCUUGGGCUUUUUGACCACACUGCCAGGUAUAUGGCGUGCACUACAGUGUAUGCGCCGUUACUGGGACACUGGCAACAAAUUCCCGCAUCUGCUCAAUUGCGGGAAGUAUAUGGCCACCAUAAUGUUUUAUGUAAGCUUGAGCAUCUAUCGUCAGGAUCAGAAACCAGCAACAAAGGCCGCUUUCAUCACCUUUGCAACGAUCAAUGGCAUUUAUACUUCCAUUUGGGACAUCAUGUUUGACUGGUCACUGGGCGAUCCACACGCAAAACACCGCUUUCUGCGGAAAGAGUUGGCCUAUAAGAAGGUUUGGUGGUACUAUGGAGCCAUGAUUAUGGAUCCCAUCCUUCGCUUCAACUGGGUACUCUACACGAUUAUACCGCUCCAGCUCCAGCAUUCGGCCGUGACAUCAUUCUGUGUCUCUCUACUUGAAAUCUUUAGGCGAGGAGUGUGGUCCCUAUUUCGCGUCGAGAACGAACACUGCACAAAUGUCGGUCGGUUCCGCGCAAGCAGAGAUGCUCCCUUACCAUACUACAUGUCUACCACUCCCGAACAAACGGGCUACAGUGGCGGAAGCCUCCGAGGCCAGAGAAUCAACGGGGAGCAGCCUGACGAAGAUCGUCCACGUACACCGGACGUACCGUCUGGCCUCCCUCCUGGCCUACCCCAUCCCGCCACAAGUACCGGUGCAGAUCUCGAACGCCAAACCUCGUCCACACGCCAACGUUUCGCCCUUCAAGAGGACUUCAAACCGUCUCCAUUACAGCGCGCUUUCACCCAUGUCGGCGAUAUUUUCCGCGAUGCACAUGCCCAGGACUUUGAACGAAAGGUGAAGCCAGAGCUUGGGCACGACCCGCGGGACGACAAAGAGGACGAUGACGAUUCGGACGAUUCGGAGGGUGAGGAGGAGCGAGAUGAAGAUGAGACGGAGCAUCUAGGUGGUACUGCUAUUAGUGACAAUAGUGAGGAGGAAUUUGGCGAUGAUGAGGAGCAGAGUGCAUUGUCUAGAAUUAGAGAGGAUUUUGAGAUUGGGAUGAGUGGUCCGAGAGGGGAUCGGGCGCAUGCUGAGUAG